Molecule: messenger RNA, 966 nt
Organism: Fonticula alba
Lineage: Eukaryota; Rotosphaerida; Fonticulaceae
Exons: 4
Coding region: 1-966 (321 amino acids)
Biological process (GO): formation of cytoplasmic translation initiation complex; translational initiation; formation of translation preinitiation complex
Cellular component (GO): eukaryotic translation initiation factor 2 complex
Molecular function (GO): translation initiation factor activity; translation initiation factor binding; mRNA binding
Source: RefSeq, a predicted model, not a curated record
AUGGAGAACGAGAUUAUUGACGACUUCGCCUCGCUCGGCAUCAUCAAGAAGAAGAAGAAGUCUUCCAAGAAGGUCGACUUUGACUUCGAUGCCGCCGACGAGGAGGGCGCUUCCCCCGAUGCCCCCACCACCGACGCCGCCGCCGAGGAGGACCCCUUCGACGGCCUGAAGAAGAAGAGCAAGAAGAAGAAGGUCAUUGCUUUCGACGACGAGGACACCCCCGCCGAGGCCACCGAGGGUGGCGAUGAUGACCUUGGCGGUCUUGAGGUCAAGAAGAAGAAGCGCAGCAGCAAGAAGAGCCUCGAGACCUUCGAGCAGGCCCUCAUGGAGUCCGACGCGCCGAAGAAGUCCUCCCGCUCCAGCAAGUUCAACUUCGACUUCGACGACGAGGCCGGUGGCGACGACAUGUUCAACCAGGCCGGCGACUCGGACGACUUCCAGAUGGAUGCCGAUGUUGAUACCAGCGGCGACCCGAUGGCCGUCUACCAGGGCAACGACACCCCCUACGCUUAUGGGGACCUGCUGCAGCGCGCCUUCCGCCUGAUCCGCGAGGCCAACCCCGAGCACGGUGGCGACCGCAAGCGCUACACCAUGAUCCCGCCGCAGGUCAACCGCGAUGGCGCCAAGAAGACCAUCUUCGCCAACCUGAUCGAGAUCUGCCGCCGCAUGCGCCGCACCAACGAGCACGUCACCAACUUCCUGCUUGCCGAGCUCGGUACUUCCGGCUCGGUGGAUGGCGCUGGUCGCCUCAUCAUCCGUGGUCGGUUCUCCCCCAAGCAGAUCGAGAGCGUCCUCCGUCACUACAUCAUGGAGUACGUCACCUGCAAGAUCUGCAAGUCCCGCGACACCCAGCUGUCCAAGGACAACCGCCUGCAGUUCAUCCAGUGUGAUGCCUGUAACUCCCGCCGGUCGGUGGCCACCAUCAAGACCGGUUUCUCCGCUCAGGUCGGCCGCCGUCGUCGGUAA